Messenger RNA from Dermochelys coriacea (leatherback sea turtle), 3701 nucleotides. RefSeq names its product F-box protein 10 (gene FBXO10). Gene Ontology annotation, biological process: regulation of apoptotic process; ubiquitin-dependent protein catabolic process; protein ubiquitination. Gene Ontology annotation, molecular function: protein binding. The transcript has 11 exons. The coding region runs from base 174 to 3071 and encodes 965 amino acids. The record is from RefSeq and is a predicted model, not a curated record. Lineage: Eukaryota; Metazoa; Chordata; Testudines; Dermochelyidae.
CGAGCCCCGGGAGAGGCUCUCUCCCUCCCUCCCUCCCGGCUCUCUAUGGUCGGGGCGCGGGGCGGGGCUCCCGUUUGUUCCUCCCGGCUCGGCUGGGCGAGCAUCGCCCACCCCAGCCUCCCCCGCGGCCGCGGCCGGGAUGUGGCGGCUCCCCCGCAGGAUCUAAGGUGACUAUGGAGAUCAGUGGUCUCCCGGUGGAGUUGUGGCGCCUGAUUUUAUCCUACUUGCGUCUGCCUGACCUUGGCCGCUGCAGUCUAGUUUGCCGAGCUUGGUACGAGCUGAUCCUCAGUUUGGAUAACACCCGAUGGCGCCAGCUGUGCCUAGGCUGCAUUGAAUGCAGACACCCGAACUGGCCCAACCAGCCCCAUGUGGAGCCCCAGUCCUGGCGGGAAGCCUUCAAACAGCACUACGUCGCCUCAAAAACCUGGACCAAAAACACCCAGGACUUUGAGUCCUCCCACUGCUUCUACUUGUUCCGAAGGAAGAAGGACCGUCGUGUCCUCCACGUGGGGCAGGGCUGCGAGUUCGAUACCCUCCGAGCCGGCUUGGCCUCGGCCGACGUCUACGACCGGAUUGUGCUGCUGCCGGGGGUAUACGAAGAGCAGAGUGAGAUCAUCCUCAAGGUGCCAGUGGAGAUCAUGGGGCAGGGGAAGCUAGGAGAUGUGGCCCUGCUGGUCAGCAUUGAUCAGCACUGCCCAACCACUCGCCUGUGCAACGUGGUCUUUAUGCCAGCCUGGUUCACCCCCGUUGUGUACAAGACAACCUCUGGCCACGUCCAGUUUGACAACUGCAACUUUGAGAAUGGGCAGCUGCAGAUCCACGCCCCGGGGACAUGCCAGGUGAAGUUCUGCACCUUCAAUCAGUCCAGCAUCCAUUUCCACAGCGUGGCCCUUGGGGUCCUGGAAAACUGUGAGUUCACUGGCAGCGAAAAUGCCUCUGUCACCAUAGAGGGCAUCCCUUCCUCUGAGAGGAACUGGGCCUGCAAACACCUAACCACACUGGCCAAGUCUCACUGCGUGUUACAGGCGUCAGACCCUGCGCUUUGCAACGCGUCGAAGUGGGGCGGCUGGGGCGGUCUGCCAACAAGGAACUUAAGGACCUGUGAGAUCGUGGUGGGUGGGGACCAAAAUAAUUUACUUCCUGAUUCCAAGACUCAGCUGGUGCUUGAAAAAGCAGGUGAGAAAGAGGCUGAAGUCAAUGGCAAACUUUAUAUAGCAAAGGAGGGGGAAGCCAUGACCCUGGAGACAGACUCUAGUGACGGUGAGCUGAGCACGAGCAGCGAGAAUGAGGAAGACGACCGGUCAAUGUACAAACUGUCCUAUCGGGCCCAUGGUCUGAGCCACAUGCUGGCCCACAUGAUCCACAGCAGGCCGCAAACCGAUGGACUCACCGCCCUGCAGAGGGACCUGGAGCUCAAAACUCUGCAGCAGGAGCUGCAGAGGGACAAGGAGGCCCAGUCUCUCGCCAGCUCUCUGCAAGGAUGCCUCAUUCGGAAGUGCCUAUUCAGGGAUGGGAAAGGUGGGGUCUUUGUCUGCUCGCAAGGGCGAGCCAAGCUGGAAGGGAGCGUCUUCAGGGAGCUGACCUAUGCUGUGCGGUGCAUACAGAACAGCAAGAUCAUCAUGCUGAAGAAUGACAUUCACCACUGCAGAGCAUCAGGGAUAUUUCUGCGCUUGGCAGCUGGAGGUCUGAUUGCAGACAAUAACAUCCAUUCAAACUGCGAGGCGGGGGUGGAUAUCCGGAAGGGAGCCAACCCUUUGAUACUGUGUAAUAAGAUACACAGUGGCCUUCGCUCAGGCAUCGUUGUCCUUGGCAACGGAAAAGGCAUCAUCCGUAGCAAUCAGAUCUACAGGAAUAAAGAAGCUGGCAUUUAUAUUCUGUAUAAUGGCAACCCCAUUGUGAGUGGGAACCAUAUAUUCCAGGGGCUUGCAGCUGGUAUAGCAGUGAAUGAGAAUGGAAGAGGCCAAAUAAUAGAAAAUGUCAUUCGUGAGAACCAGUGGGGAGGGGCGGACAUCCGGCGUGGGGGUGACCCUGUCCUUAGGAGCAACCUGAUCUGCUGUGGCUACUCGGAUGGAGUGGUAGUGGGAGAGAGAGGCAAGGGGCUCAUCGAAGGAAACACCAUAUAUGGUAACAAGGGCUGUGGCGUAUGGAUAAUGUCAUCCAGUCUCCCUCACAUCACAAACAAUCGAAUUUGCCACAACAGCAUCUACGGGGUGGCCGUGUUUUGCCGCAAAGAUGAUGCCAAUGACUAUCUCGCCAACCAAGGCGGCAACGAGAACUUCAACGACGAGGGUGAAGCCGCCAGCUGGGAGAACGAUUUGGACAGUGAGGACGAGCGCUUCACCUCCCGACGGCCCAUCAGCGUGGCACUGGUGGAGUCCAACAGCAUCAAUCACAAUGGAGCCGCUGGCUUGUACGUCAAGAGCAGCGAAGCACUUAACAUCAUAGCCAACGCCAUCCAUGCCAACCACGACAGCGGGGUUGCUGUGUUACAGAGCAGCCAGCUCACACGAAUCGCCAACAACAGCAUCUCCUGCAACAGCCUCGGGGGGGUGCUGAUCGAAAGCGAGGCCAGAGUAGAGCUACGUGGCAAUGGCAUUUAUGACAACAGCAGCCACGGCAUCACCUCCAAGGGCGACGGGGUCGUCAUUGAGAACGACAUCAUAGGCAACCGGGGAUGUGGCCUCCGGUUGUUACAGACUGCGGACAUGAAGGUAACCAAGAACAGGAUCCAGUCCUUUUGGGAUUAUGGGAUUGUUAUGCUUGAUCAAACCAAAGGCCUGGUGCAGGAGAACCUGAUUUUUCAAGGGAGGACCAAGAAGACCAUUUUGCAGCAGGUGUCGAAUGCAGAAGAUUGUAUUGUGCAGAACAACAAACUCCUCACCUUCAAGAGCAAGUCUGACGUUGCCUGGACCCUGGAGAACCCUCCAGCACGACCUCACAUCGAAGGAUCCACCCGAGGAAACUCCUCGGCCACAAACAGUCAUAAAGUUACCACCAUGUCAACCAGGAUAGCUGCACAGAUGGACGGAGGCUGCCACAACAAUGGGAGCAUCUUCUGCACUAUUCUUUGACUCGUGUGAGUUUCUUCACCUUUCUCUUAGGCUUGUGCCACUGCAGAGACCAAGCUGGGAAGGGUCUCUUGUGCCCAUUCGUUGCAAGAAGCUUUCAGUGCGAGCUCUUCAUUUUAACUCCUCCUUCUUUUAUCACUUUGGGAUAUUGCCACUCACGAAACAUGUUACACACUAAAUCAACAGUGACAGGAGCACAUUGCCAUCGGCUUUUCGUUUCUCCUUCUUUGAGUCAUUCUACCAAUCUUAUAGCAAUUGCCAAGCAAAUCAGUCACCUUGGAUAGAUCACAAUAAUGCCAGAGUCUAGCCACUUAGUGGCCUAGAAAAGGAACUUGGAAUGAAUUUUACUUUCCUGCCAGGAACUGGAACUGUUUCAGCCCAAAGGAAAGGCAGAGGCAAACUGAAAGGAGCAUUGCAGUUGCAUGAAGCCGUAGACUGACUUCAAGCCCUUCAACUGGCAGGGCAAAAAAAUAAACAGCAACAAAAACACCACUCAAAGUUCAGUUACAAGCAGGCAGACUUGUGGCACCUUAGAGACUAACAAAUUUAUUAGAGCAUAAGCUUUUGUGAGCUACAGCCCACUUCAUCGGAUGCAUUUGGUGGGAAAAACAGAGGGGAGAUUGAUAUACACAC